AUGCCUGCAGGUCGCGGCAGCAAGAGAACCCUCGAAGAAGUUGUCAACUAUGAAGAUUCGAAUGAUGACGACUAUGAUGAUCGAGCGGCCGGCCCCUCGAAAUCUCGGUCCACAAAGUCUCGGCGACGAGGCGCUCCCGUCCGCAAGAAGCGAAGAGGAUACAAGGGUUCCGAUGUUGAUAGUGAUUCGGAUGAAGUUGUGUCGGAUGACGAGGAUUCGUUUUCUGACGAGGAAGAUGAAGACUUUGAGACAAACGCGAUAGGCCGACCUGUGAGGAGGGCAGCCAAACAAGCUGCAAACAAAUACGAAGAAAGUUCGGAAGACGAGGAAGACGAACUUGCAAAUUCCUCAGGAGACGAGCGUCCAAGUCGCCAAACCAAAACCCCUCCGCGAAAGAAGUUGAUCAUCACUCUCAGGACCACCCCAGCUCGUCCCACGAGAGCCUUGCGAAACAGGAGCGGAAGUUACGGUGUCAAUCCACUCCCCACCUCUUCUGCAUCGCAUCCCACAAACACCCGAAGGAGCAGCCGCCUUUCUCACGACCCUGAAGAGUCUCUGGUGAAAUUGACCGAUUCGGGCAACCACGUUGAGGUUGUGCGUGAAGGUUCCCGGGAUCCAGAAGGCAUCCCUCCAAGAGCAAUGAAGGGUGGAAAGGGCCUCAAAUAUCCCUCGAAAAGUACUAUUGACGAAGAGUCACAAUCUCAACCAAAGGAAGAGGAGGUCGAAGAAGAACUUGAAAUCCAGGCAUCACAGAAUGAAGUCUUGGAAAGCGAUCCUCAAACCAUGGAAGAACAUGAAGUGAAACAACCGCUCCCCCAAAUUGUUUCAGACGUAGUGGAUAUGGCUGACGCUGAAGGCGUUGAGAGUGAUGGCGACUUCAAUCCGGAACCCGCCGCCACGCAGGAAGAGGGCGCAAUCGUAAUUGAGGAUGCAAACGAAGAAGACGAGGAAGAGGAUGAAGUCAGACCAGUGCGGGGCAGACUGACCCGUGGCUCUUCAAAGAGAAAAGUAGACUCGCCUGAAUUUGAACCACAGAACUCGCCGAAGCGACUGCGUGGACGACCCCGUCGAGGUGAAGCCAAAUCGGGAGCCUCGGGCAGCCGUCGACGUAAAGCUCUGGAUGAGAGCAGUGAUUUUCAUCCGGAAGACGAAGUCGCCAACCAAGACGACCUAUCGAGCUCUAGCGAGUCCAACGCAUCCCCUCGCAAAAAGAAUGGCGACGAUGACGACUAUGAAAGUGAAAACCAAGGUCGAAGAUCCAGACGCCUUCGAAGUCAAGCGGCGUCUCGCCAACGAUCCGAAGUGAGCGACGACGAUCUAGCUGCAGAGGUCGCAGAGCUGAAGCGCGACGGCAGGAAGUCAAGGCGUGGUAGAGAAGAGGAAGAAAUCGUCUUUGAGCCCCGUGGAAGACGAGGCGGGAAGAAGCCCAACUACGACCUCCUCAGGAAUCUCGCUCCGCUCGAGGAGGAGGAAGAGGCCGCUCCAUCACCUUCGGCCCGGGCUCGAAAGACCGGUGGUGGGGGUUGGAACCGGAGCCUCUUCAAUACUUACGGCCCAUUCGGUGGUGGCGGCGGCCUGCCACCUGUGCUGGGAGGCGGCCCUCAAAGGGCUCAAGGCGGCGUUGAUUCCGACAGCAGUGACGAUGAAACGAUGAAACAGCCCAAGGCUCUGGGUGGUACAGUAGGGAUGACUCCGACGACUGGAGGUGGCUUCAACCUCUUCCCCCAAACUCUCAACGCGGAUCCGGCCCAGGCUGCAGCUGGCACUCCGGCCAAUCUCGGCAAGAUCAAGGACAAGCAGGCCCUGGCGGACGCCGAUCCUCUCGGAGUCGACCAGAACGUGACUUUCGACAAUGUGGGUGGUCUGCAAGGGCAUAUCGAUCAGCUGAAGGAGAUGGUCGCUCUGCCUUUGCUUUACCCGGAGAUUUUCAUGCGGUUCAAGAUCACUCCUCCCCGUGGAGUUCUGUUCCACGGUCCGCCGGGGACAGGUAAGACUCUGCUCGCGCGAGCGUUGGCUACCAGUGUCAGCUCUCAAGGCAAGAAAGUCACAUUCUAUAUGCGCAAAGGUGCCGAUGCGCUGAGCAAAUGGGUUGGCGAGGCUGAAAGACAAUUGCGGCUGCUCUUCGAAGAAGCUCGGAAGAAUCAACCCAGCAUCAUAUUCUUCGAUGAGAUCGAUGGUCUCGCUCCUGUACGGUCAAGCAAGCAGGAGCAGAUUCAUGCCUCUAUCGUUUCAACGCUGCUAGCACUGAUGGAUGGGAUGGACGGGCGAGGGCAGGUCAUUGUUAUCGGUGCUACCAAUCGGCCCGAUUCCAUUGAUCCCGCAUUACGAAGACCUGGUAGAUUUGAUCGAGAGUUCUACUUUCCCUUGCCAGGCACUGAAGCCAGAAGAUCCAUCAUUAACAUUCACACGAAGGGCUGGGACCCGCCUCUGCCCGAGACUAUCAAGGACGAGUUGGCGGAAUUGACCAAGGGGUAUGGUGGUGCGGACCUGCGUGCUCUGUGCACAGAAGCUGCGCUGAAUGCGGUGCAGCGUCACUACCCUCAGAUCUACAAUUCCAACGAGAAACUCGCCAUUGACCCCCAAAAGAUAGAAGUCACGCCCAAGGACUUCAUGAUAUCCCUCAAAAAGAUGACACCUUCGUCGGAGCGAUCGGCGUCAUCCGGUGCUGCUCCACUGCCGCCUAGUGUGGCGCCUCUGUUGCGGUUCCAGCUGGACCAUAUCAAGGAACUCCUGGCAGAGAUACUGCCACAACGGAAGAGACUCACAGCCCUUGAAGAGGCUCAAUACGAAGAUGCUGCCAACGGUCAUAGUUUCGGCCGAGAAAAGAUGCAACAAACAUUCGAGACUACUAGAGUUUUUCGUCCCAGACUGCUGAUACAUGGCAAGAGGGGCAUGGGGCAACAAUAUGUCGCCGCUGCUCUGCUCAACCACUUUGAAGGUCUCCACGUCCAGGCCUUUGAUGUCCCGACAUUGUUUAGCGACACGGCGAGUUCGCCCGAGGCCACGGUCAUCCGGCUGUUUUCUGAAAUCAAAAUACACAAACCGAGCGUCAUCUACAUUCCCAAUGUGCAGGAGUGGUACAACACAGUUGGCCAGACUGUGAUCUCUACAUUUGUGGGCCUUUUGAGAUCGAUCAAACCCACCGAUCCGGUUCUAUUGCUCGGAGUCGCAGAGGGCGAUUACGAUGAUAUGGAGGACAACAUGCGCCGCGAAUUCUUUGGAUACUCGAAGAAGAACCAGUUCCAGCUGAGGGAGCCCAAUCACGAAGAAAGGUCUAAAUUCUUCAACGGCAUCAAAGAGUACAUUCGCACCGCGCCAGAUGAUUUCCCAGAACCAGAUCCGAAGCGCCGGAAGAAACGUGAAUUGGAGAAGCUGGCCGUGGUGCCGCCUGAACCAGAGAAAUCACAGACUACCUUAAGCAAGGAGGAGCUCAAACUACAAAAGAAGCGUGACCGACAAACUCUGAACAUGCUCAAGAUUCGACUACAGCCUAUCAUGGAUCAGAUCAGGACCAAAUACAAGAAGUUCCGAACGGGCGUUAUCGAUGAAAGCCACAUUCGCUACCUCUACGACGAAGCCGAUCCGGGUACCGUGACGUCUGACUUGCACACUGAAAUUCUGGCCAGAGCUUCUUACCGGCCAUUUGAGAUUGGGAAGGACGCCCAUGGUGUGCCGGGUCUGAUCGAUCAGGCCAAUGGACACUUCUAUUACAACCUGGACUCUGUGACCAUCGAGAAGCGUCUGAGCAAUGGAUACUACAAGCGCCCGAAGGACUUUCUGGCAGACAUCAAGCGCUUGGCCAAAGAUGCAAAAACCAUUGGUGAUGAAGACCGACUGCUCAAGGCCAAUGAGCUGUUGGCCAAUGUCGAGGUCGACAUUGGGUCCUUGGAAUUCAGUGAACCCGCCCUGACUGCAGAGUGCGAACGUGUCUACCAACGAGAAUUGGAACGGGAACGAGCGGCUUUGGAGAAGGCCGAGCAAAACAAAAUGCCUCCACCUCUCAAUGUGACCAAUGUUCCCCAUGCUUCGGGGACAACGACCACAAAUGACACUGGCCCCAUCUUGCUGGGUGAGCCCAUGCAGCGCCGGAACGACUUUGCUCAGCGGCUUGCCCCGGCAUCCGCUCAGGACAAAUCCACCGAAUCGAUUGUCACGAACGGCAUCCAUCUCAGCCAUAAUAAUUCAGAACAGUUGACCAAUGGAUCCCACACCAACGGGCACGAGCUGGAUGGGCAAGGUGACACCCCCAUGGGAGGUGCAGACUCGCACCCAUCUUCUCACAACAAGAGCAAUGAGACGCAGCACACGCACACGACGAGCUCUUUUGGUGCGCGUGCCUCUGCCCAGACACGACCGUGGCAUGCGUACACUGCUCCCUCGCAAAAACUCAUGGAGGAAUCGGGAAUGUCAGCACCGCCCUCCCAGACCGGAGCCUUUACGCCUAUGCCUCACGGGAGUCAUCCAGGGGAAUUUCAGAACGAUGCGAGCACAACUCAGUCACCUAAUGAGAAGAAGACAUCAUCCGACAACACGCAGCAAGAGAUUCACCAGGACUCGGGCCCUGAUCUCUAUCCAUUUGAAGAGAGGCGGUCUGCUGGGGGUAGUCAGAUCCCGUCUACCCAAGGGCAAUACUCGCAAUCACAGCCUCUUGCUGGCGGCCGCCCCUCCUCACCACAAGAUGUGAAUCAGAACCCCAGCUCACAGCAUUCCAUAACCAUGCCUCCUCCUGCUGAGGCGCGGUCUCAGCGGCAUUCCAACACCAGCCGCAUCGACGACCUUCUCAAUCCUUCCGACUCCCCACAGCAAACAUCACCGCCACCGCCUUCCCGGCCGAACUUGAUUCAGGUCGAGGAACGUGCGCUGGAGAAUCUGCACACCGAAAUCACGGAUCAAACUAGCGGUCUGUCCGUGGAACAAUUGGAGCAAGUGAACAGCGUGUUGAUGGAUACGAUCUGGAGGACGAGAAGCGAGUGGGACAGAAACCAAGUGAAGGAGAGGGUGGCAGAGGCUUUCAAUGAGGUCAUGGAGGACAUGGCCGGUGCCGGACAGCGGUUCGGAGACGGGAGCUGGGGCCGCAAGACUCAGGUAUAA
Molecule: messenger RNA, 5091 nt
Organism: Fonsecaea erecta
Lineage: Eukaryota; Fungi; Ascomycota; Eurotiomycetes; Chaetothyriales; Herpotrichiellaceae
Exons: 2
Coding region: 1-5091 (1696 amino acids)
Biological process (GO): positive regulation of transcription by RNA polymerase II
Cellular component (GO): nucleus
Molecular function (GO): histone binding; ATP hydrolysis activity; chromatin binding
Source: RefSeq, a predicted model, not a curated record